Solanum pennellii is the source of this 2129-nucleotide messenger RNA. Its product is annotated as pentatricopeptide repeat-containing protein At2g38420, mitochondrial. The transcript has a single exon. The record is from RefSeq and is a predicted model, not a curated record. Gene Ontology annotation, molecular function: protein binding. Lineage: Eukaryota; Viridiplantae; Streptophyta; Magnoliopsida; Solanales; Solanaceae. Bases 150 to 1541 code for a protein of 463 amino acids.
UUGUCCUUCAAAAUUUUCAUAUUCCAUCCGAACGGACCGGGAACCCAUUGGGCCUAGGCUAUAUGGGCCUCCUUUAUCGCCCAAACUCCCAUCUUUGAUUUCUGCAAUUUACCUGAAACUUGAUAUCAAUCUUCAGCUCCGGCGAAGCAAUGUCUCUGUUCAGGCGAUUUAUCCCACUUCACAAGAAACUACACUCUUCUUCACAUUCAUAUUCAGCUAGAAGCUCUAUGAACAAUUACUUUCUUCGUAAACGUAGAAAAUGGCCACUUUCACUUUACAAAACCAAAUGGCAAGAAGAAAAGUUAACUCAUCAAUUAUCUAUGCAAAAAUUGGUAGAAUCAACACCUAACGGAUCUCCUAAAACUCAUCUCCUAUCAAUUCUUGUCGACUCUUUCUCUGCCUACGAAUGCAAUCCAACUCCAAAUGCGUAUUAUUUUAUCCUCAAAACACUUACCCAGAACCCAUCAACAUGGGAUGAAAUCCCUCUAAUUCUUGAUUAUAUUCGUAAAGUUGAAAAUUUUGAGACACCCGAAUACAUAUUCACUUAUUUGAUUAAGUUUUAUGGGGAUUCUAACAUGACCCAUUUGGCAUAUGAGAUGUUUUUCACCAUGCCAGCUUAUAGAUGUAACCCAAGUGUGAAAUCUUUGAAUUGUUUGAUUUGGGUGCUUUGUAAGAACAAUUAUGAUCUCAGAAUUGUUCUUCAAGUUUUGGUGAAGAGUCAGUUAUUGAACAUUUGGGUUGAAGAAUCAACUUUUAAGAUUUUGAUUAGAGCUCUUUGUAGGAUUGGAAAACCUAAUAAUGCCGUUGAUUUGUUGAAAUUAAUGGUGGAUAGUGGGUUUAAUCUUGAUGCAAAUAUUUGUUCUUUGAUUUUAUCUACAAUGCCUGAUGUAAAAGAUUGUGUUGGGGUUGAGAUUUGGGGUGUUUUGGAAGAAAUGAGGAGGUUGGGAUAUAGUCCAAAAAGGGUGGAUUUGUGCAAUGUGAUAAGGUUUUAUGUUAAAAAUGGUAAAGGGAUUGAUGCUUUGGAGGUGUUGAAUAAGAUGAAAAUGUGUGGAAUGGUGCCUGAUGUUGUAUGUUAUAAUUUGGUUUUGAAUGGAUUGAUUUUCGAAGGGGAGUAUUCGAAUGCAGAUGAACUGUUUGAUGAAUUGCUUGUAUUAGGUUUAAACCCCGAUAUCGUUACCUAUAAUGUGUAUAUUAAUGGCUUGUGUAAGCAGGAUAAAAUGGUCGAGGCGUUAAGAAUGCUUGGUUGUAUGGAGGAUUUGGGGUGUAAACCCGAAAUGAACACUUAUCACACCAUAUUAGAUGGUUUGUGUAGGUGUGGGAUGUUGUCGUCUUUAAAAGAAGUUCUUGGGCAGAUGAAAUCGAAGGGUUUACAACUUAGUUCACAUAUUUAUGGCGUUAUUAUUAACUGCAUGAUUAGAAAUGGUGAAGUAGAUGAAGCAUAUAAUCUGUUACAUGAGAUGGUUGACAUGGGGUUUGUUCCUCAGUCUAUUACAUUUGAUGGAUUGAUCGGUCUUUUGUGCAAGAAGGGCUUCGUUCUAUGAGGUGAUGGAAUUGUUAAGUAUAAUGUCCACCAAGAACCUUGUCCCUGGAAUUAGAUCGUGGGAAGCAUUCGUUCAAGUGUUAUCUUCUGCGAAAGAGGAAACAAAUGUAGAAGUGGAAGUUGCUUCUGCAACGAAGGGGACUAAAUAGAAACUAGAGAGAUCCACUGAACAAGAAUUGAUUAGAUCAUGUAGGAACGACUGCACACAGGUCGUUGCCAUUGUUGGCUGGGAAAAUCAGUUGCAUUGGGUAAAAGUCACAAGUUCUGUGACCUGUGAGGCAGAACAGAAGGCAUGCUGUGACUGAAAUUGCAUGUAUGUAAUGUAUAUGUUGUACUAAAAGAUUUAGUUGAGUCUGGUCUAGCAACCUUAUCCUACAUCAAUCCCUAGAAAUGUUCGACUUUGUGACAAAGUCGUGUGUAUCAAAGAAAUGGAAGGGCUCUCUCUCUGUCUUGAACCUAGACGGAUUUCUAUGUAUAUAUUUUUGCAACCCUGUAUUGUAUUACAAAAAAAAUGAAUGUUGAUCAGCCUACAAGAUGAUGUAUCACAACAAAAAGAGACUUUACCAUUAAUGUUCAACUUUACACACAA